AUGCACAGAACACGCACUGCCGUCGGCAUUCUGCUGGCCCUCGCCGGCCCAGUUCUCGGCGCUGCCGUCACCAAGAUCUCCCAGGAUGCAACUUGCGGCAUCGCUUUCGGGACCACAUGUCAGGGCUCCGCUUUUGGCAACUGCUGCUCCCGAUAUGGCUAUUGCGGAAGCGCCGAUGGCUAUUGCGGAGCUGGCUGUCAAUCCGAUUUUGGUACUUGCAACGGUGCCAGCCCUCCAUCUGGGAUGAAGGUCAGCGAGGAUGCUACCUGCGGCAACGAUGUCACUUGCAUUGGCUCCGGCUUUGGUGACUGUUGCAGCUCCAGCGGGUGGUGUGGCAGCAGCAAGGAUUACUGUGGCUCAGGUUGCCAGAGCCUCUUUGGAUCCUGUGAUGGCAUCGCCAGCUCGUUGGCCUCUGCAACCGUCAGCGGUAGUACCCGGUUUUCCCUAGGCCCGACAUCGAGUUCGAGUCAGGCCGCGUUGUCUUCUUCGGCAUCAUCUGCCACAGCAUUUUCCUCGGGGUUUGCAUCAACAGGAAACAGCGCAGCGUCCAACGGCGUCCCGCAAACUUCCACCGAGGUCCCGUCGACCUCCACUGGGACGUCCACAUUUUAUUCUGUCGACCCAUCUGGCACAUCCAGCUCCGGCAGUACGUCCGCUUUGCCUACUCCUACGUCGGGAACAGUUUCCGCCGCCCCCUCCGCGUCUUCUGCGGGCGUAAGGGUCUACGAGGAACGGGAUGGGCAAUGGGUCUCACCGGCCUGUACAUAUCUCGUCGCCGACAAAAGAGUCACCAACAUUAUCAAGGAGCCCAAGUCCGCAGCCAUCGCAGAAUGCCAAGGACGCUGUAAUGCCUAUCCCGGCUGCCGUACUUUCUUCCUUUAUGAAGAGAACGACAGGGUUGGUGGGCCUGGAUUCGACAAGAUGUAUUGCGCAUACGGGGUUCGACCGUGGAACGAUGAUUGGCUGCAGUGCAACAAUGCCCGCUACCAGUUCAGCAUCGGGUUCGAGUACGUGCGAACCGACGGCGGAGCCAUCUCUGCUUCUGGUCCCGGUGGGAGCUCCGCGUCGUCCACUUCCAGCUCUAUCAGCAGUUUCAGUUCUAUCAGCAGCUCCAGCUCCAGCUCGUUGACCACAUCUUCCAGCUCACGGACCACCGCAAGCACCACCUCUACUUCAUCAACCACGUCUUCCGCCUCGCGGACGACUUCAAGCUCCAGUUCGACGACGGGGACCACGACAGCCCCGGCGGCACCCUCAACCAGCGUCCGCAGCGUCAGGGUCUACGAGCGCCGCAGUUACAAAUCCAAGUCCCCGGGUUGCGCCUCCAUCGACAAGACGGCGCUGACCAUCCGAGGACUGGACAGCACUCCGGGACCCAACAAAGACUACGCCACGGGCGUAGCUCAGUGCCAAGGCAUGUGCGACGCCUACGCCGGCUGCGAGACCUUUUUUUACUCGCGUCAGGACGGCACCUUGAAGGAGAACUCCCUGGCCCAGUGCACCCUUGACAAACGCGCGUGGUCUGAUGGGCGCAUCCAGUGCGGCUGGACUAGUAUCGUUUUCAGCGCCGGGUACCAGUUUGUCCGCACCAAUACCGUCACCGUCACCCUGGGAGCUACUUCCUCGGGUCCCACCUCGACAGAAGCCCCCCGAUGA
Pyricularia oryzae 70-15 is the source of this 1656-nucleotide messenger RNA. RefSeq lists its product as uncharacterized. The transcript is spliced from 2 exons. The record is from RefSeq and is a predicted model, not a curated record. Bases 1 to 1656 code for a protein of 551 amino acids. Gene Ontology annotation, molecular function: chitin binding. Lineage: Eukaryota; Fungi; Ascomycota; Sordariomycetes; Magnaporthales; Pyriculariaceae.